AUGGCUCCUCAGGCCAAACCUGUCUUGGUCUUCUUCUGGCUUCUGUCUCUCUGCUCUGUCACUUUGGCUGGAGUUCACCAUGUCUCAUGUUUCCAGCUUGUCUCCCCCCAGGAGGCCCCAGGUCUGCCCAAGCAUUUGAGUGUAGUGAGUGUGAAUGACCUGGUGCUUUCAGCUCACGACAGCAACAUUGGCAGGCCGAUUUCUCGCAACAGCUACAUCCAGGACAGCCAGCGGUUCUGGAGAGCACGCAGUGCUCGAUGCCUGGCUUGGGACUCCUGGGUGGAGACAGAGUACCAGGGACUGGUUCACGAGAUGAAUGCCAGCUCCCCAAAGGCAGAGCCCUACUACAUGCAGGUCCUGAAGACCUGUGAGCUGGAUGAUGCCACUGGUGCUGUCCGAGCCAUCACCAGAUAUUCCCUCAAUGGAGAGGACAUGCUGCAGUACCAGUCCGACCAGAACCGCUGGUUCUCAGUGCACCCGGCAGCCUGGCGAGUGGCGGAGCGCUGGAACCGUGAAGGGGAGACUUUUUCUGUGAUGAACCUCCUCACACCACAGCAAUGCAGGUUCUGGAUCGAAAGGUCUGAGUCAUUCACUGCUCAGAAGACAGCCCAGCCCACAGUGCAUGUGGCCCUUGUCCCAGAGACCCAGGACCGGCCGCGCCGCCUCAUCUGCCACGUAACUGGUUUCUAUCCCCGUGACAUUGAGGUGACCUGGGAGCGUGCGGGCCAGGUGGCCCAGGGGGAGCAGCUGACCAGUGGGAUCUGGCCCAACGGGGACCCCACCUUCCAGAUCCAGGUGUCCAUUGAGCUGGGGCAGGAGGGGAUCGACCCCACAGAGCACGUGUGUGUAGUGAGACACAGCAGCCUGGGGGGCACCCCCAUAAGAGUGACCUGGGAUUCCAAGGCCCUGGGCCAGGCUGCUGUCCUGGCGAUCGUUGCUGGCUGCAUCCUCGCCGCCCUGGGAGUCGGGGUCCUGGGUUGGUACCUGAGGAGGAGGCAAGGGGGCCAGAAGGGACCGUAA
Molecule: messenger RNA, 1020 nt
Organism: Malaclemys terrapin pileata
Lineage: Eukaryota; Metazoa; Chordata; Testudines; Emydidae
Product: DLA class II histocompatibility antigen, DR-1 beta chain-like
Exons: 6
Coding region: 1-1020 (339 amino acids)
Biological process (GO): immune response
Cellular component (GO): external side of plasma membrane
Source: RefSeq, a predicted model, not a curated record